GGAAGAAGUUAAUCCCUUCAAGUCUCCUUUUCUCUCACUCUUCCUUCCUUUUUUCUAGAGAGAGAAACUAAACUUUCUAGAGAGAGAAACUCAAGAACAAUUUCUACCUUCAGCUUGUUGCUGCUAGUUGAAUCUAUUCUGGGGUGCAUCGUCCCCUUUGAUGUUUCUGGGUAAAGAUUGUCAACUUUUCAAGCAUAGAGCAAAUGCCAUCACUAAGGAUGAAGAUGAAGUCAAGUGUGUGUUGUGUGAAAGAGAAAAACUGUCUACGUGUUUGUCAAAAGUCAAGUACAAUAUCCAAAAGGUCUCAUGUCAAGACUUCUCAGAUGGCAGAUGAUGCUGACACUUGUUGUCAGAGCUGCCAUGAAGUGCCUCCAAGCAGUGAAUCAAAUAAUCAAGACACUGGAGCUACCAACACUGAUGAAUGGCAAAGCUGUGAAGACAUCUUCAAACAGUUAGCUACCUCUUUCAGUGAUUCUGCAGUAACUGAGGGAAUGGAAUUACCCCCAGUCUCAUGCUCCACAAAUUUUGGAACAAUUUUCUCGCCCACUUUCUAUCAAUUCGAUGUUCGGGAUAUACCUAAUUCUUACUAUAACGCAGGAGUCAAUAUUGAUUCAGAUCCAUUUCAAUUUAGCGUGGCAGAGGAAAGUGAUGGUAAUAGUGGAAGUUCAUCUGACUAUCGAACUUGCAACAUUUCAGACAUGAUUCUUGCAGGUUCAACAUUUGAUGGGAGUUUCAUGUGUGAUAACAUUGCUGAGAAGCUCACAAUUCCUGCACAUGAGGUUGCAGACUCUAAUGUCUUCUUUGAUGGUACUGAACGACACAUGACUUUGCCCUUACUUAGUGAUUCUGCGGAAUUGAGCGAAAUUCUCCAUUCACGAACAUCUGAAGAAGCAAAAAUGGACUCUGAUGAUUCAAGCUUUUUGUUAGCUAUUCAUCAGGUUCGUCCUGGUGAACAAGAAGCAGAUCAUAGAUCUUGUGAUGAUUCCGACGAGGCACAGUAUUUUGAUCCUCAUUCAUUCAUUAGAAACUUGCCUGACCUAUCAGAGGUUGUACCUAGUACUCGGCCAACUAUUUUGCCAAAAGAAUCACGGGAAAAAAAGCCCGUUACUUUGGUUCUUGAUUUAGAUGAAACCCUUGUCCAUAGUACAUUGGAUCAUUGUGAGGAUGCAGAUUUUACAUUUACAGUUUUCUUCAACAUGAAAGCUCAUACUGUGUAUGUGAAAGAAAGGCCUCAACUUCGGCCUUUCUUGAAGAAAGUUGCAGAGAUGUUUGAAAUUAUUGUUUUCACUGCUAGUCAAAGUAUAUAUGCAGAACAACUUUUGGAUAUACUGGAUCCUGAUGGGAAGCUCAUCUCUGGUCGAGUUUAUCGGGAAUCAUGCAUUUUCUCCGAAGGAAGCUAUACUAAAGACUUGACAGUGUUAGGUCUUGACCUUGCUAAGGUUAUGAUUGUAGAUAACUCUCCUCAGGUUUUCAGGUUACAAGUAAAUAAUGGAAUUCCAAUAAAGAGCUGGUUUGAUGACCCAUCAGACAACGAGCUUAUGUCAUUAGUUCCUUUCCUGGAGACCUUGGCUGACGUCAAUGAUGUGCGCCCUCUUAUUGCAAAGAGAUUCGGUAACAAGGAAUAAAAACCCCUUGUUCUCUCUUUAUAUUUCAGUUCAUCGCUGAUUAACUCUUUCAUCAACCAUUUUUGCAAAAGCAAGCACCAGUCAGAUGCUCUAUUCUUAUAUCUUUCUUGCUAUAAUUUUCAUAAAGUAAUUAGGUUUAUGCUUGAGGUAGGUUUACUGUCUGUCAUUCCUUUCUUCUCCUGGCUAACAACCUGUGUUAUAUGAUUGAUUCCCAUGGUAGUUCCAGGAACUCUUUUUAAUUUUGUUCUUGUACAGAUAAAGAUGCUGUUAUUUUGCUUGAAUUUGUAAAUAAUUUGGAAGUAUUCUGUAGUCCUUUAUGAACCAUUAAAAAUCAUUGAUAGACAUGCCUAAAGAUGAUUUUUUUGGGUAUGAUAGAAUUUAAAUCAAACAUGGAUAUCAUUUUGAUUCAGAAAAGUUAUGAAAUAGUGGCUCAAAUAGUCAUAUGUACAUAGUAUUUGUUUUAAUUUCAAUAAUAAGGCAGCACAAUAUAUUGAAGUGGUUUUUGCUUGGAAAUAUAUUUGAACAUAGCUUCCUUCCACUAACCUUUGGGAUGCAGUUUUGUUUAUGUACAAGCCCAUUCCCAUUGUCCACUAGUCUUGGAAGAAAAUAAAUAAAUAAAAUAGUGGGCAGGGGGGAGAUGAAGAAAUGAAAGUAAAUGUAGGCUAAAGAUACAUGGAAGAACAUAGAGAAAGCACAACAUUAGUCUUGCCAAAAAAAAAAAAAAAAAAAAAAAAAAAUAUUGAAAAAGAAAAAAUGAAAAAGGAAAAAAGAAGAGAGGGAGAUGAAAUAAUGAAAGUAAAUUGGAGGCUAAAAAAUCUUGGAAGAACAUAGAGAAAGCAUAAAGAUGGGGAAACUAUAUUUAGCUUAUCACGUUGUUCCUUUGAAUUUUGAGUUUCCAUCUUUCUAUUUGCUAACUUUUGUCUUGUGCUUUUUUUUGGAGAAUUGGGGGGGGGGGGGGGGGGCACAAUAAGCAAGGAUAAUCUGCAACUGUAAAUAUAGAUCUUUUGACAUACAACUGUAUAAGAGCACCAGUUUGGAUGUUGUUUAUUGACUUAAUAUUAGCGCAGAAAUCAUUCAUUGACAAGUUAACCCCUUUAUGAAUUUAUGAUAUGACAAGUGACCAAAUUUAUUCUUAAGAGUAGCUUCUUGUAUAAAUAAGUUAUUGAAACAUGAUCAUGAUGGCAUUACGGUGAUAAAAUUACCCGGGGUAAGGAUAGAAUCAUGCAGUCAAGCUUUCUUGCUAGCUUGUGUGCAUAGAGGAGUCACACUACUUAAUGUAAGUAGCCCUUUUAAGCCUUAAAAGUGGCCAUUUUUUUUUGGUGGGAAAAGGUGGGGAUGAAAACUCUUCCUUACUCAGACAAUGGUAUAUGGGUGAGGUUCAAGUUAUUCUUUCAAAUAGUAGUUCCUAGCGGUGAUUGUCAGAGGCUUGGUGUCCCUAUACCAAUAUGUUUCCUUAUACAGUCAGGAGGUGGCUCUUGUUUACAAAUCUAAUCCCUUACGGAGACUUAAGAUGUUGCUCUUGUUUGAUUGUGCUCUUUAUACUGCUCAAAUCCAUGCUUUAUGCCAUGAAAGUACUGCUUGAACCAAGUCUGUCAAAACUAUGUCCUCAAUUAGGCCCUGUGUAGUUGUGUUGAUAUGUGGUGGCUUACUCUUUGUUAGGGUGUUAAUGUUAGAGAAAUAAUGGUGGGUAUCAUCGUGAGAAUAAUUAGAUAAAAGAUGUCAAGUUGAGGUUUCUGUCCACAAAUCCCUUGUCAGCACCUCUUUUUUAGGUGUGCAAGAAUUUUGAUUGGUACAGCACCACACAGCUGUUGAAAGGCUCUGGAUUUUCCAAGAAAAACAAGAUGUACCUGCUACUGAUGUAAGAUUUCUUGUUAUUGUUACACUGUAUAUAAUUUAUGGUCAUUCUUUUCUAUGUGAUCUGGUGACUGCAUGCUUCCUUUAUGUGUACUAUUGUCUUUACUAUGUGUAGGAUCAGAGGCCUAAUGGCCGUGCAGUUAUAGUAAUAUUAGUACACUGGUGAGUUUACAACUUCAGCCUUGGGCUAACAAAAGUUGGCAAGUACAACAUUGAAAUCAUUUGAGAUGCUAUCUUAAAUAUUUAUAACUUGUAGUGUGAGUUAACCAACCCUGUGCUUGCUUUCCUAGCUUAAGAGUAUGGAUGUUUGGUCUCUAACUCUCUAUAUUCUUUUUUUUUUUAAAUCAACUUCCGGACUUGUAUGUUACUCAAUUUUUCCUGGUUUACUUUUUGUGCUUGCUACUAAGCCUUUCUAUUUCCUUGAGAAGUUUCUUUUAAUGCUGUGAUUGUGAUCACUAGGUUCAAUGAGGUAAAUUUGGCCUGCUCAGUAGACCUUGAUGGUUGGAGUUGUAGUCUUUGUUAUCAUGAUGAUAUAUAACUUGGGACAUACUGUUGAAGAGUAAAGGGCUGAAAGAAGAAUUCUAGAGAGAACUUUUCUGGAUAAUGCUAUAUUAGGAUAAUAUGGCGUGUCAUAGAAUGUGGUUAUCUAGGAAUGGAUCCUUAGAAAUUGAAUUUCCGAGACCCUUUCUUAUAGUUUUUAUGUAAAAAUGUGGAACAAUAUAAUUUAGGUAUCAGCCUAUCAGGUGAGGAAUUCCAUACCCCUGUUGGAUUUACGAGUGUUUAACACAGUUACACAGUCAAAGUACAGAAUUAAUGUAUGCACAUUGAGGGAGUGCUCACUGGAUGUUUUAUGAAAGCUUGUUGUUUGUAGUUCAGCCCUGAUUAUUCUCUUCAGAGGGAGGGAGGGAGAGAGAGAGAAUACAUGACGAAGGCUAUGGGGAGAGAGAGAGAGAGAGAGAGAGAGAGAGAGAGAGAGAGAGAGCAAUACAUGAUGCAGGCUAUGGAUUUGGGUGAUUACGUGUCAAGGACAUAAGUUGCUUGUGCAAUGGUAUGUUUCCUGAUGCUCCAUUCAACUAUAGAAGCUUUUUGGUAAGUGGUAUGGAGCUAUAUGACAUAAUGUAAAGGGGAUUAUCAUGGUAAUAUCUGCUGAUUAAGGGUAAUAGCCUUUUGCUGUUGAAGAAGAGUUGAAAGUUACUGGAAAUCAUUGUUAUAUCUACUGAUUGCAGUGCUUUCCUGAGUAGAGUAGAGUGUUUUAUAAUGUGUAUGGACUGUAUUAAUGACUAGAAUGCUGUUAUAUGAACCAAUAUUAGGUCAGUUAUACCAAAAAGUCCCAUGUCUAAUGAAUUUAUCUUAGGUUCUCAACUUCUCGUGAUUCGACUGACAUUUUUACUGGUCUUCUUUUGUUGAUGAAGAUUCAUGAGAGACAGGCCUGUUCUUAGUAGCAGAAGCCAACUGAUCUGUAAGUUAAAAAGAUUUGACAGAACCUAAAUUUCAUAGUUUACUAGCUUGCAUGCCUUAUUGCAGGUUUAUAUAGGGAUGUUAAUGGAUUGGCUGCUUAUGCAAAUACUACCUUACUAGGUACGCCAAGUUCAAAUUUCCUGUCAUUUCUGCUGAAUCCUCAUAAUGCAGAUGGUUGUUAGCAUUUUGUUAUGCUUCCCUUCUAUUUGUCUUGUUUUACAUUUAAUAUUGCUCAAUUCCAGAAAGAAACCUUGAGAUGCUACAAAAUCUUUACAACCUUUCGUCUUUGCUAUUGCCCAAUUUUGGGCUGCAAUUCCUGCGGCCAACAGGAUAUUGUAAUUUAGAUUAUAGAAGUUACUACAAUUUUUUUCUGAUGGGAAAUUCUUUAAAAUUAUGGUUAUAUCAGUGUGUUUAUUCAGUUCUGUAAUUUGAUUUGUGGACAUAAGGCUUAUUCACAAGCUUCUCAUCUUGGUUAGUUGAUCUAAAUUCUCUUCUGUAUUUUUACGCUCUAGCCAAAUGUAUAAUUUGCUUGGCUUAGUUAUUUUAUACGCAGGUGGUUCUUUCCA
Messenger RNA from Chenopodium quinoa (quinoa), 5503 nucleotides. RefSeq names its product CTD small phosphatase-like protein 2. Bases 204 to 1625 code for a protein of 473 amino acids. The record is from RefSeq and is a predicted model, not a curated record. Gene Ontology annotation, molecular function: phosphoprotein phosphatase activity. NCBI's taxonomy places the organism in Eukaryota, Viridiplantae, Streptophyta, Magnoliopsida, Caryophyllales, Amaranthaceae. The transcript is spliced from 7 exons.